Agelaius phoeniceus (red-winged blackbird) is the source of this 1098-nucleotide messenger RNA. RefSeq names its product neural proliferation, differentiation and control 1 (gene NPDC1). Lineage: Eukaryota; Metazoa; Chordata; Aves; Passeriformes; Icteridae. The record is from RefSeq and is a predicted model, not a curated record. Gene Ontology annotation, cellular component: membrane.
UCCGUGUCCGUGGACGUGGACGUGGACGUGGACGAUGGUGGCGGCCCGGGGCGCUGCCGCCCGCCGCGGAGCGCUGCUGCUGCUGCUCACCGCCCUCGGAUCCUUCCGUCUGCGCCUCGCCCGUGCCGCAGCAUCGUGUCCCCGGAGCCUGGACUGUGCCCUGCAGCGCCGGGAGUUCUGCCCGCCAGGCUCAGGUGCCUGUGGGCCCUGCCUGCCCCCAUUCCAGGAGGACGACCACGGGCGCUGUGUCCAGAGGCAGCUCUCACCCAGUGGACGGACCUCUGUUCCCAGCUUGGAGGCAGAAAUUGAUUUUCUUGCGGAUGUGCUGGCCCGGCAGGAGGCUCCUCGCCACCACCCACUACAGGAUGGCAGACCCAGGACCACCCUGGUGCCCAACAGUGGCAGACAGCGUGUGGCCAGUUGGCUGAGAGAUGGGCAUCUGCAGCAGGGUCCCGCCAGCACCGUGGCAGCCACCACCCUCCCUACCACUGCCACUGUCCAGAAGUACCCGGUGGAGGCAUCCCCCAUCCCUGAAAAUGACAACAUGGUGCUCGGGCUGAUCGUGGUGUGCACGGUGGCCGGGAUCUCCGCGCUGAUCGUGGCAGCCAUCUGCUGGUACAGGCUGCAGAAGGAGGUCAGGCUGGCACAGAAAGCAGACUAUUCAGCCCAGCGAGUAGCCAGCCCCCUGCCCUAUGACAAGAUCUCGCCUGGGGACAAGACGCUGGCUCAGAGUGCCCAAAUGUACCACUACCAGCACCAAAAGCAGCAGAUGCUCUCCCUGGAGAAGCAUAAAGAGGAGCCCAAGCUGCCAGACUCAGCGUCAUCUGAUGAGGAGAAUGAGGAUGGAGACUUCACCGUGUAUGAGUGCCCUGGGCUGGCUCCGACCGGAGAAAUGGAAGUGAGAAACCCGCUGUUUGACGACUCCUCCCUACACCCCUCCAGCCCCAAGUCGCAGCAGUAACCGCCCCGUCUCCUGCGCUCCAGCUUGCUGCAGACUGGGCCCAGUGGGGUGGCCGUGCUGGAGGAGCACCCACAGCUGGGUCGAAGGACGCUGCCAGACUGUUCGACGCCUGCCCAAUAAACACCCACUAACAGCUA